Acanthaster planci (crown-of-thorns starfish) is the source of this 2275-nucleotide messenger RNA. RefSeq lists its product as uncharacterized. Gene Ontology annotation, cellular component: plasma membrane. The record is from RefSeq and is a predicted model, not a curated record. NCBI's taxonomy places the organism in Eukaryota, Metazoa, Echinodermata, Asteroidea, Valvatida, Acanthasteridae.
AGGUGUAUGUUAUGGUAUGCAAACACUGCCAAGUGUAUGUAUGGUCAUACUCUGACCAUGCCAUACAUACAACACACACCGUACCGUGCGUGUACAUGUACGUACAUGUACAGUACAUACCGUCACGAACAAGGACACAAUGGGUCGGUUUGAAGUAAUUUGACACGGGGACUGUCAUCAAACUUUACUCACGACCCAAGUAAUUCAAGGCCAGGUGCAGCGAACCGUUGGACCUUUCUUAUUCACAUCUGCUGUAUUUGCCAUCAGUGUUGCCGUUGUCCCCCCUCCUUAAGUGACGACGUAAAAGCCGACGACGCAAAUAGCACCUGUAAAUCCUCGCCGAUCGUGCCGUCACUCGUCAGCCACCGGGGAGUCCACGGCAACGAACGCGUAGCCCACGGCGGUCAGGCUGUGCUUCACAGGACUUGGUAUUUCUCUCUCCCGAGUGUGGUACACUACAUGUAAAUUCUCCAGGACCAACUCAUCGACAGUAACACUCCACGAUGCCUUUCGCCAAAACUUCCACCAUGCUCCUGGCCCUCUUUGUCGGCUUUGUCGGGCUGAUUUUGAAUGCCGUAUCCAUUGGUACACCGUUCUGGACUAGAGCAACAUACAGCGGGCCGGUGAGGACUUACUUCGUGAGCAACGACACGAUAUUGUCUCAGCCGCCGCCUAGAAUGUUGAUACGCAACAGCGGAUUGUGGAUUUUCUGUCAUUAUGUGUUGAAUGUGAAUUAUACCGAGUACGAGGAAACAGCAUCAGGGAGCGGUGAGCCGGAAGAUGCUUUGGUAGAAUGUGAUUCGUACAACUUCACAUUGGGCAUAAGCGCAGAUGCUCCGGGAGCAACGUACUUCAGUGUUCAGUUUUACUUAGAGAAAUGUGCCUGUGUCAUUGCCUGUGCAGCACUUGGGAUGGAGUUCUUUGGGGCCAUGACCAGCAUUCAAGGAACAUGGACCAUGCUUACGGUUCUGUUCACCGACAGUGGCAUCAUGUUCUUGAUAGGAGCCUUCUUCCAUCUCCUCAGCAUCUUGUUCUUCAUGGUCAGCUUCAUCUACGGCACCAAUGAGGUGCCGGAGGCCUUCUCGCCCUUCCCACCAGGCUACCAGCUCAACUAUGCCUGGUCCUUCUUCCUGGCCUGGGCCUCCUUCGGCCUGACGUUUCUGAGUGGGACGCUGUACCUGCUCAUUGCCCGGGCGUGGCAGCAGGAGGAGGUGUGGGAGGCGGUGCAGGCGGAGAAGCCGGGUGCCAACAAGAAGGAGGAGACAGUCAGCUCGCGGCGGAAACUCAUGGGCAAACUCUGAGAGGGGGGACGGAGACUGGAGAGACAGGUGCACAGUACUUUCCUUAAGUAUUCACCAAAAAAAUGCAUUGAUAGGAGGGAGCGAAGAUGUGGACUAACCCUGGAACCAAACUCCAAAAUAAAUGAUUAAGUGGGAUGAAACUGAAAGUGAACCUACAUGUAAAACCUCUCGAUGUCUAUUCCAGGAAGCUGGAAUUUGUAUUAUUGGUAACUGACAGUGAUGGCACUGGUGCAUUGUUGUCCAUUUCUUUGCUCAUCACUAACCACACUGAAAGCAACUCACAUUGGAUAUGAAUCUGUAUCACUGUUGUAAUCAUUAAUCAGUUCCACAAACCAUCACUAUGGACACGUAGGUGAUGAUCAAAGCAAUUUUGGGGGAGUUAAACUUUCAAAUGACAGGUAACUUACUGGGCAAGCAAGGUAUCUUACUGGGCAAGCAAUCUACUUCAUCCCCACUUGCAUCUGUGCAUUCUCAUGAUGAAGGCAUAUUCUAAUGGGCCUUUUUUCAGUGUUGGUAGAAACCUUAACAAUGCCAAUUUAUGUAAAAGGGCAGUCAGUGUAUGUGUACUUUAAUUGAAGACAGUCUGAGUAGUGUUUCUUCUUCACUUCAAAAAUUACCGAUUUGAAAAGAUUUAUACAAAUCAACACGUGUGCCAUGAAUACUUCUGUGACUGUGCCCCUGAAUUCCCGUUGGACUGGGCUCUUCCCUGAAUUAGUAACAUGGUCAACAGAGCUUGAGAAAAACUUGAGAAGUGGCCUGGCCACAUACAUUGUCCUUCUACAAUGUAGACCCUGAUUCACUUGUCUAAUCUUUCACUGUGUUUCUCAGUGCAACUUUUAGCUUUUUUUCAUAAACUCCCGAAUCGUCACCUAGAACGGACUAAUGUGAUAAUGUAAACUCGUGCUUCCAAAAGGACAUGUCAUUUCUAAACAGAGCUAUUCUAGUCUUUCAGUCUUGUUUAUAUGUACACAUAA